Messenger RNA from Silurus meridionalis, 7557 nucleotides. RefSeq names its product echinoderm microtubule-associated protein-like 4 (gene eml4). The record is from RefSeq and is a predicted model, not a curated record. Gene Ontology annotation, molecular function: microtubule binding. Gene Ontology annotation, biological process: microtubule cytoskeleton organization. Lineage: Eukaryota; Metazoa; Chordata; Actinopteri; Siluriformes; Siluridae. The transcript is spliced from 24 exons. Gene Ontology annotation, cellular component: mitotic spindle. The coding region runs from base 343 to 3297 and encodes 984 amino acids.
AGAGGAGAGGAGAGGAGAGGGAGGGAGGAAGCUCCCGCCACAAGCAGGCGGAGUCGGAAACGCGGAAAGCUCGAAGCUGAGAUCCGGAGGUGCUGCGCGCUGCGCUCGUGUAGGCUCUCAGCGGCGCUGCCGUGAUCCAUUGGCCUUUUCAAGCUUGGAGCAUCAUCGUCUCUUGGUUGAAUCGUUUCCCAAAUUCAAGCACGAUCGAACCAUUAGGGGGAGAACGUGUAGUGUGAUAUUCCCUCCCUCUAUCCCUCCUUCCUUCCCCAGCGCCAGGUUCUCCAGGCCCCACGUUCAUCUCUCGCAGAAAUCGGUCUCUCCAGGAAUCGUUGUGCGCUGAAAAUGGACGGUUUCGCCGGCAGUUUAGAUGACAGCAUCUCGGCGGCGAGCGUGUCAGACAUGCAAGACCGGCUGUCAUCUCUGGAACUGCGUGUGCAGCAGCAGGAGGAUGAGCUCACCGUGAUGAAGGCCGCACUGGCCGACGUGCUCCGACGGCUUGCCCAGUCCGAAGACAUGGCAGCCAAGAAGCAGCAAAAUACCAAAGGUCAGACACCGUUGCGUGAGGCUUUCUCCAUGUCCUGUAUCACUAACGGUGGCUCCAGUGGCCGCAAGUCUCACAGAGACAGCUCCACGGUGUCCGUAGCCAGGAAAGAAACGCUCUCGUCUGCAGCCAAAAGCGGUGCCGAGAAGAAAAAAGACAAGCCUAUGCUAGAGGAGAUCAAGGAGAAGGAAGAGCCACCACAAGCUAACGAUAAACCCCAUUCAACACCCAGCACACCACAGGCACCGUCCCCUUCCAGCCAACCCCCUUCCCCUCAUCCCCUCCAGCCCCAGAGGGCCACCCAUGAGAGCAAAGUGUCUACCCCAGGCAAAAGGGGCCACAGCGCAAAGCGUAGUGGAGGAAUGGAGCGGUCUCAAAGCACCACAUGGGAGAGCGGAGAGGAGAACAGGAACAAGCUGGUCAAAGCUGCGUCCACUUCCAAACUGCUGGCCAAAGUAGUGAAGAAUGCAGAGAAACACAGAGAUCCAGUUAUCAGCCAAGCUAAAAUGUCGACUCGUGAGAAAAACAGUCAAGAGGGCGACUAUAUCAAAAUGUUCAUGCGAGGACGGCCAAUCACCAUGUUCAUCCCGUCAGAUAUCGAGAACUACGAUGAUGUGCGAACCGAGCUUCCCCCGGAGAGACUCAAACUGGAGUGGGUAUAUGGCUACAGGGGCCGUGACUGCAGGGCAAACGUUUACUUGUUGCCCACAGGGGAGAUUGUCUACUUCAUUGCCUCAGUGGUUGUGCUUUUCAACUAUGAAGAGCGGACACAGCGUCACUACUUAGGGCACACUGACUGUGUGAAAUGCCUUGCUAUUCACCCGGAUAAAAUCCGCAUUGCCACAGGACAGAUCGCAGGAGUGGACAAAGAUGGCAGGCCGCUACAACCUCAUGUGAGAGUUUGGGACUCAGUCACUCUGCAAACGCUGCAGAUCGUUGGCAUGGGUACCUUUGAAAGAGGAGUGGGGUCCCUUGCUUUUUCUAAAGCAGACUCCGGCAUCCACCUGAGUGUGGUGGACGACUCCAAUGAACACAUGCUGACAGUGUGGGACUGGCAGAAGAAGUCCAAAAUUGCUGAGAUUAAGACUACCAACGAGGUGGUCUUAGCAGUCGAGUUCCACCCGACUGACGCAAACACCAUCGUCACCUGCGGGAAGUCGCACAUCUUUUUCUGGACGUGGAGCGGCAACUCUCUGGCUCGCAAGCAGGGCAUCUUCGGGAAAUAUGAAAAGCCCAAGUUUGUACAGUGUCUGGCCUUCCUCAAUAAUGGAGACAUUAUGACCGGAGACUCAGGAGGCGUCCUGCUUAUUUGGACCCGCAGCACAGCAGAUCCUCCACCUGGAAAAGGACUUAAAGCAUUUCAGAUCAGCCGUCAAAUCAAAGCCCACGAUGGCAGUGUGUUUACUCUGUGCCAACUGAGGAAUGGCACGCUACUGACUGGAGGAGGUAAAGACCACAAGAUCAUCCUGUGGGACCAUGACCUGAACCCAGAGAGAGACAUCGAGGUUCCAGAUCAAUACGGAACCAUUCGAGCCGUGGCAGAGGGGAAGGGCGAGCAGUUCCUCGUGGGCACUUCACGCAACUUUAUCCUAAGGGGCACUUUUAAUGAUGGUUUUCAGGUCGAGGUGCAGGGUCACACAGAUGAGCUGUGGGGUCUGGCCUCUCAUCCGUUUAAAGACUUGUUCCUCACCUGUGCACAGGAUAGGCAGGUGUGUCUGUGGAACUCAGUGGACCAUUCACUGGAAUGGACCAGAUUGCUGGAAGAACACGGACACUGCGCAGACUUCCACCCUAGCGGUGCUGUGGUUGCCAUUGGCACUCAUUCAGGGAAGUGGUACGUUCUAGAUGCUGAGACUAGGGACCUGGUGGCCAUCCACACAGACGGCAAUGAACAACUGUCAGUGAUGCGCUACACCGUGGAUGGUACACUGCUGGCAGUGGGAUCACAUGAUAACUUCAUUUACCUCUACACAGUGUCGGAUAACGGACGCAAGUACAGCAGAUACGGGAAAUGCUCUGGACAUUCCAGCUACAUUACGCAUCUUGACUGGUCCCCCGACAACAAGUUCAUUAUGUCCAACUCAGGAGACUAUGAAAUCCUUUACUGGGACAUUCCAAAUGGCUGUAAGCUGAUUCGUAAUCGCUCCGAUUGUAAGGAUAUCGACUGGGCCACGUACACGUGCGUGCUGGGAUUCCACGUCUUCGGAGUGUGGCCAGAGGGAUCAGAUGGAACAGACAUCAACGCUCUGGUCAGAUCUCACAACAGGAAAGUCAUUGCUCUGGCUGAUGAUUUCUGCAAGGUGCACCUGUUCCAGUAUCCCUGUUCCAGACCUAAGGCCCCCAGUCAUAAGUACAGUGCUCACAGUAGUCACGUGACCAACGUUAGCUUCAUGCAUAACGACAGACACCUGGUGUCGACCGGCGGCAAGGACACCAGCAUUAUGCAGUGGCGCUGCCUGGGCAUGAGCGAUCCCCUGCACAACUCAAGCACAGGAGUCCAAGCCCCCGUGACUGCCGUACCAACCUCUCUGUCAAUCACCCGAAUGGAACCAGAUGCCAAUACACCACCCCCGACACCCACUGACACCCUGGAAGCCACCCCUAACGGACAGCAAGAAGGCAACGAAACUCCUCCUUCACAGGACGAGCCCACACCCACUUCCGAUAGCACUGUGAGCCAAAAGGACAGCCUGGAACCAAGUGACGACACGGCCACACCUAGCGAUGAGGGCGCACCCUUUACUCCACCCUCUUAAACAAAACAAAACAAAAUAAAUGGUGGCCGAGGGGGUAAUUAUCCCUCGUUUCCACUUGCGUGCUCCACCCAGAGGCACCAGGCUUGCCGUGAAUGGUCGUAGUGCAUGCACAAGGGGCUCCUUCGAUUUUCAUCUUUUCAGGUUCUUUCUUUUUCUUUCAACGUGUGUGUUUGUAUGUCGUUAGUUCGUGAGGACGAAAAAAGAGGGCAAAAAUGAAUGAAGUAUCGCUGUUGUUUUGCCCAGGAGGAAUUAUGCUUCGAGGAAUAGCUGUUGGAAACGGACACUAGCAUGCCUGGAUACGCUGAUACACACAAACACUACAGCAAAACAUGAGGAUUACACACACACACACACACACACACACACACACACACACACACAUUAUUAAGUGGAUGCACAUACUAAAAAAAGAUCAUUUAAUAUAUCAUUGGACAACCUUAACAUAAAAUCAAAUAUUAGCCAGUAUCAAUGCAAAAUAUAGCUGAAAAUCAAAUAUAGGCAAAUGUUAAGACUUUUAAACUAAUUAAUUACUCUCUUUUGUGAAUAAUGAGGAGUUUCAAAAGUUUUUUUUUUUGUGAAAUGCCUGCCAUAGCAUCUUAACCUGAGCCAAGAAUAUAAAAAAAUAAAUGCCAGGCAGUUCACACUGACUCAUUGAACAGACUUUUGCAGAGCUCAUUAGCUUCUUCUGCGCAAGUUAGCAUCAACUGUGGACAGAUUUGCAGCAUGGCAUGACGCUAAUAAUUAAUGUUAAGGAUCAGCUAGGCAUAUUAUUAGUGUACGUAUUAUCACAAACACACACUUAUAUAUCCACACACACACAUACACACACACAUACAGUUUAUUCUGGGGCUGCAGUUUGUUCAAAGCCAGUUUUCUCCUGGACAUUUGCUCCUGUGUCUCUGAAGCUCUGCCCAGCACAGCGCAUGCACACCAGAUCAGCAGGCUGUCUGAAUGUCUUCAGCAUGCAUUGCCAUUAAGACAUAGUUUUUUUUUUUUCAUCUAACCUCCUCGUAUUCAAACAGCCCUUUUUUUUUAGCCUGUAUUCUAAAUGCUGAUCUCUUUCCUGUCAAAUAGAUUCAUUUUCAGACUAUUUCCCUCUUUAUUUUGUUCAUUGGACUGAUUUGUUUUUUAUCUUGAAAGUAGAUAAAUGAGUCUUAAAUGUGUGUGAUUGUGUGUGUGUUUGAGAUCACGUGCAGAUGUAUGAGUUUUGUUUUAUUUUUCCACAUCUUUCAUUCCAAAAGGAGGUGUUUGUGCACCUUUCUUUCCUCCUUCCCAGGGAACUCAGGAUCACUCAUUUAGGUCACUAUUCUAAUCAGAAUGUGAUCGAGAGAUCUGUUCUUGUUCUCCUUUCUCAGAGUGUUUUUCACCACUUCAGCAAUGCAUUGCGACACCGAUACUCGGCUAACGGAGGAAAAAGACUGAACAAAGUUUUAUGCGUUUGAAACAUGAGCUGCACCACAGAAGAGCCAGUCAGCAGUAACACAGCGGCUUCACUCUCAAGUUUUUUUUUUUCCCCAGUUAGAUGGAGCUGUGAUAUUUAUGAUUUCUAAAGAAUGAUACACCAAAUACUACAGAAGGUGCCUCCAAAAUUUCAACAAUCAUCUUUCUAAAGCGAUCCUAAAUCUAGACCAGUUUUUAACAUGCACUUAAUUUCUCCCUUUUGUUAUUUAUUUAGGCUAUGCAAAAUGCUAUCAUCCUCACUUUUGCUUACUAUUAUAACUCACUCUUUUAUGUUCCUGCUCACUAUUAUAUUCUUCUGCUCACUAUUAUAACCACCUGCUCACUAUUAUAACUUUUUGCUCACUAUUAUAACCUCCUGCUGAUUUCUGUUCACUAUACUAACCUCCUGCUCACUCAUAUAACCUGCUCACUUCUGCUCACUAAUAUAGCCUCAGGCUCACUCAUAUAACCUCCUGAUCACAUUUAUCCUCCUGUUUAAGUUUAGAAACUCCUCCUAUUGCUUAUAACCUCUAGCUUCACUCAAUUAUCCUAGCCGCUCCAUUUUCCUGCUUAUUCAUGCUCACUCUUAUAACUUCCUGCUUACUGUUAAUACUGUAUACUGUUAACUGUAUACCAGUCUAUUCACUUCUAGUUCCUGUUAUAACGUCAUGACAUUACUGCCUCCUUAUAUUAUCGUAAUUUUCUGCUAUAAGAUCCUGUUCAAUUUAUAACCUCCUACAUGUUAGAGCUUAAAGUAAAAAAAAAAAAAAAAAAAAAAAAAAAAAAAAUCUGGUCCAUCUCAUCCCAUGUUGCACAGCUCAUUCUUUUACAUUUUAUAUAUGCACUCCAGUGAAAGAGAGAAGAUAAGUGUGUGUUGAUAAACAUUAUCAAAGCCUACACGUUUUAUUACAAAAAUCUAUAAAAAAAAAAAAAAAAAAAAAAAAAAAAAAAAAAAUCUAUAUAAAAACAAAAGGCAACCUGAUCUCUGAUGUGUUGCUGGCGACAUCUUCUGUACACUUGCAGCAUUGCGAUGUGUUGAAAGGGAUAGAUGAAAGGUGUAGUAUAGAAAAAGCUAGUGUAUAAAGGCAUGACGUCUAGUGGUAAUGCAUGAUUUCUCAUUAAACUGUAAGAAUAAUGAAGGCAUUAGGAAGCAUUGAUUAAAUACAUUAGGAGGGUUUUAUAAAGGUUUUGGGAUGUGAGUGAUUAACUUCUGCUGUGUUUUUAUGGGAAUCAUUUAUUUUUUACAUGAAAGGAUUCAGUAUAUCAAGCUGUGUGUUAUUUGAUACUGGUCUAGUUGUAGGUGAUGUGCACGUUUAAGAAAGCCAUUUUCCGGCAUUAGACGUUUAAUAGAUGGAAUGUAAAGGUGAUUAUAUGCCUACUGAGUCAUGCAGUGUGGUGUAUCGCUGCAGCAGCGCUGUUACUACAGCCUCUCAUCUCCAGCUGGUCUGCAGUUUUUUUUCUAACCCUUUGGAUUCUAAGGCCUUUUUGGAUUGAUAGCAUAAUUUUUUUUCAGUGAUCGUUUUGGUGUUUUUGGAGAAUGUUUGAUGUCUGUAGACGGAUCUAAACCUGCUUUUGCUGUAAUACUUAGCUUUAGUGCAAAAUGGCACUGUUUCUUUGCUCAGGGUCAGACCUGGUCACCUUCCUCUCCUACUUUUGCCUCUGUGUUGAUCAGCUCCUUAAAAAAAUACAAAUUAAAAAAAAAAAAAAGAAAGAAUAAAGACAGCAAAUUUUCACACACACAACAUGCCCUUGGUCUUUGUGACCAGUUGAUUCAGGCUAGUUUCAGGGAUUUCACAGGCUGCCAUUUCCAGACACCAUUUGUACAUUCACAUGUGGAUACUAUGUGUAUAUAAUAGUUCCUCUGUAUGUAUAUAACUCUGUGGGAAUGCGUCCUGUACAAUAACUUGUACAUGUUCAUCGAAGCCUUUUUGAAUGUUUUGUAAUCACCCAUGCUGCAAAACCGCAACGAAAACCCAGACAUCAGGGCAAGAGCUUGAAUCUGCAGUUAGAAAGCAGUAUGUCAAGUGGAUGUGCUUUUUGGACAUUUGGAAAUUCUUUGGCUACAUUUUGCCUCUAGGACCCUUACUUAUAAAACUCACUUUUCGUCUUUUACAUCCAAUGAAGGUGACAUUCAGAAGACUGUUGCCUGAUAUUGGUGUGUAAAUAAGGGGCUUCUUUAGGAAUGUUUUUUGAAUGCCACGAGUGGCCUUGCUAUGUGAUUUCUUUGGGAGAGUGUGGAAUAUGGUAUGGUUAAUAAAUAGUUUUUUGUGUAUAUUGUUUGAUAACAGUGGGUAGGAUAUCCAGAAGUACUUUUUAUAUCGUUGAAAUGGAACUGUGGAUACAUUUUUCAUGUUAUUGGGCAGGUUCAGUAAUCAGCCUGAUUUUCUUUCAAUGGGCUGCAGUGUUUCUACACAUAUUUAAAAAAUAAAUAAAUAAAUGGUGGAGAGGAACAGGGAAAGAGUGAGAAAAUGCAAAACUGGAGUGGAAAAAAAAAACUUCUGGAAUGGUCUGGAUCUUUAACUAGAAACCCUGGAAAAAAAUUCCCAGAAAGCUUUCCCAAUUGCCAGUUUGCUUGAUCAAAAUCGCAUUGGAUAAGUGGGUGGGGAAAGGAGCCGGUGUUUAUAUUAAAGCUUUGUGACAAACAUGAUGAAGUUGGUUGCAGCAGUGAUCAUGGAAAUUAUGUCAACAAAUAUGAAUUUUUUUUUUUUUUUUAUCUUCUCCCUUGUAACAUUGUUUGAGCCAAUAUGUCUUUCAUGCAUUCCUGUCAAUGGGCAGAAAAAUACUAAAGAUUUUAGAAAAUAAACAUUCAUUUUAAAAUGG